CGAAGACUUGAAAUAUAACAACAAAUUAUAGCUGAAACGGAGAUAAUGUCUGUUCUUAGGAAAUUGGAGGCUGAUGUAGAAAUUGAGGCACCAGCUUCAAAAUUUCAUGAAUUGCUCCAUAAGAGAUUACACCAUGUUUCUAAAGCUUCUGGAGACAAAGUUCAAAGCUGUGAAUUGCAUGAGGGUGAUUGGGGAAAAGUUGGUUCUAUCAUCUAUUGGAACUACUUUCAUGAUGGGAAGGCAAAGGUGGGAAAGGAUGUGAUAGAAGCUGUGGAUGAAGAAAAUAAUUUGAUAAGUUUCAAAGUGAUAGAUGGAGACCUUUUAAAGGAUUACAAAACCUUCAAUUAUACCAUCCAAGCUGUGCCAAAAGGAAAGGGAAGUGUGAUUCACUGGACAAUGGAAUAUGAGAAACUUCAUGAAAAAGUUGCUGAUUCUCAUUCUAUGCUGCAGUUUUGUCUUGCCAUUUCCAAAGACAUUGAUGUUCAUCUCCAGAGAGGCAAUUAAUGAAGAUAUGCAUGAACAGGACAACUUUUACCUAUGCUAUAUUAUUAAUCUACACCAAACUAUCUAAUGCCAAAUAAAUGCUUGCAUGCAUGUGUGGAGCAAGUUUAAUUUGAAAUUACUUUUCAAUUGAAAGUGUGUGUUUUCAUGCACUUGAAAAGUUACUCUAAAUAACUUGGGUCAUAGUUCAAUUUCUUCCUACUUUAAUCUAAUUUCUAGUAUUGGGAAUAAAGUUGCAGAAGUUAUUUUAGAAUAAAAUUGAUGUCUUCAAUAAUAUUCAUUAUUCUCUCUCCAGUUUUCAAAUACAAUAAAUGAUGAUGAGAGAAAUGAAAUCAAUUUUAUUUGUUUGUGUGGUGCUAUGGGCUAACCUCUUUGAAUUAGGAGGUAUAUAUAAUAAUGCAUUACUUUAUUUCA
Molecule: messenger RNA, 915 nt
Organism: Cucumis sativus (cucumber)
Lineage: Eukaryota; Viridiplantae; Streptophyta; Magnoliopsida; Cucurbitales; Cucurbitaceae
Product: MLP-like protein 31
Exons: 2
Coding region: 46-504 (152 amino acids)
Biological process (GO): defense response
Source: RefSeq, a predicted model, not a curated record